AUGGCAGCAUAUGAAUAUCUUCUCCUCUGUUCUCUCCUGUGGACUUUCUCCCCAGCAGAAGGAAAAGAACUGACCAUCACCUGCCUGAGCUCGGAGGAAUGCGUGCUGCCGUGUCAGUUUCAGUCUGACGGUAAAGGCGCGAGGAUCAUGUGGUACAAGAGGAAGGCCGUGGUGAGCUGCACGCGCUACGGAGACACCAGCUUCGUGGUCGGACACAACUCUCCUGCAGACAAGUACAAAGACAGGACGGGCCUGUUCGUGGACCAGGUCCUGGAGGGAAACGCCACGCUGCUGCUGAGGAACGUCACGCCGCACGACCAGGGGAAAUACUUCUGCAUCACCAUGACGGCGCCGCGGACCGACGAGUCCGGGAUCAUCUCUCUGGUGCUGAAAGCUCCGGUGCGGGAGGUUGACGUGGAGCUGGUCGGUGACUCGGUCUCCUGCAGAGCUGAAGGAAUCUUCCCGGCUCCGACUGUCUCCUGGUCCACGGAUCCUCCCACCGACCCUCGACUCCUGCACAACAAAACACACACACAGAAAAACCAACUCGGCUUCUACAACGUCCAGAGUUCACUCACGCUGGCGGGAAACAACGCCACAAAUCUGACGUACAUUUGCUGCGUUUCCUGCGACUCAAACAGUAAAACAGCUUUCAUAAAACACGAAGCGUCUGUCUCGGUCUCUCUGGGCGACACUGUGAUGGUUUCCUGCAGUCUGCCUCACGCCGCGCCUCGCAGCUUUAACCUCACCUGGAGGCUGAGAGGACGGGACAGGAGCGUCCCCAUCCUCUCCAUCUCCAGGUCCCAGCUGAAGGUCUGGGACCAGUGGCAGCCUCACGUCUACAACAACCUCUCCGCGUGGAGACACCUGCACCUGUACGGCCUGAAGCCGGAGCACCAGGGAAGCUACACCUGUGAGGUCAGCACACCUGAAGGAACAUACGUCACCUGGACGGACGUCACAGUUACUGAAGACUAUUCAGGGUACAUCUAUGCCAUCGUCAUCGCUGGACUCAUUUAUUUGCUGAUUCUUUCAUAUGCAGCGCUGGCGUUAGCCGGCUUUUACAUCAAACAGCUGAGGAGAGCCGCACGAGAGAAGGAAGAAGGAACCUCGGAGGCUUUGAACGUCGAGGUGAACGCCGAGUCAGUCGAGGAGGAAGACGCAGAAGAUUAA
Molecule: messenger RNA, 1173 nt
Organism: Centropristis striata (black sea bass)
Lineage: Eukaryota; Metazoa; Chordata; Actinopteri; Perciformes; Serranidae
Product: V-set domain-containing T-cell activation inhibitor 1-like
Exons: 6
Coding region: 1-1173 (390 amino acids)
Biological process (GO): negative regulation of T cell proliferation; cellular response to lipopolysaccharide; T cell costimulation
Cellular component (GO): external side of plasma membrane
Source: RefSeq, a predicted model, not a curated record